AUGUCCAUGUCAACCGACAUUGAUCAGUCAGUACAGAGUAGACGUACGGAUCAGGACCCUCGACCCACUUAUCAGACCGACCCACAGCGCCUCAACCACGGCACUAACGGGUGGACUACUGAAAGCCUAUCCAGCCGUACUGAUCCAAACACGAUCGAUGUGAAUCACGCUAAACCACUUUCUAUACAAAAUCAACAAAGUCGAAUCCGACGAGUGUCGCUGCGGGGAGAGGUCUUCAAGAAGACACGUUCUCAUGAAGUUCCUGUUAUAUACAUAUAUGAGGAGAAACUGAUGUUGGCCAAGGUCUCAAGGACGGACUUAGAUAGCCCUACAGACUACGACUCCGUGACAGAUAUUUUUGGACAAUUCAGGAAUAUCAAUGCCGACUUAGAUUCUGAGGAAGAUGAGUUGGACCGAGAGGACCACGACAACGACUAG
This is a messenger RNA of Penicillium taxi, 438 nucleotides long. RefSeq lists its product as uncharacterized. NCBI's taxonomy places the organism in Eukaryota, Fungi, Ascomycota, Eurotiomycetes, Eurotiales, Aspergillaceae. The coding region runs from base 1 to 438 and encodes 145 amino acids. The transcript has 3 exons. The record is from RefSeq and is a predicted model, not a curated record.